UGUAGCCCACAAGGUCUUGCUCAGCGGUACAGUGUAACUUACGAUAUUUGAAGUUUGAUAGUUCUUGUUCUGGUUUAACUCCUCCGCUGCGAUAGUUAUUCCAUACAUUUGUUUUACGUGAAUGUGAAUAACAUUUUUUUAAUUAUUCGGUUGAUAAAAAAUGCGUAUUCAUCACUAUUUAUCGUUGAUAAAGGGAAUCUUGUUUGCCAAUAGUUAUUGUCGGACGAAGGAAGCUGAUUCAUCCAGUGAAAUCACUGAUCAAAGGCAGUUGUUUACCAGCGUCAGCCAUUGGGCGAGAAAUCUGAUAUACUAGCAACUAACGUUUCCUGGAAGAAAAUAGCAGAUUCAGUUGGAACCUAUGUGUGUUGGCGAGAUCAGGGAGCCAGCCAGUCAGUACCCAGCGUGUAUGGGUGAGCAACAGUUUCGUCACCAGCACUUAACAUCGGUGAAGGAGGAGAGAAGAAAGGACAUUGUAUCCUUCAGAUAUAAUACUGAUCUGGUCGUCAGUAGCACACUUGUGGCAAAGUUAUAAGUUCCGGCCAGUUCCUACAACGUGUGUGUGGAGUUCCUAUAACGUGUGUGUGGAGUUCCUAUAACGUGUGUGUGGAGUUCCUAUAACGUGUGUGUACUGAAGUUCCUAGUGUAUGGAAGGCUCUCCACUCUGUAGUUCCUAGUGUGUGUAUUUAUAUUUGUUGGUGGAUAGAGAUCAUCAACACUGUGUCAAGUGUGCGUUGGUGUAGUAAGACAGCCUGUGUCAAGUGUUGAUGUGAGAAGCCAGAUAGCCCAUUCGUGUCAAGUGUUGAUGUGAGAAGCCAGCCAGCUCAUUCGUGUCCAGUGUUGAUGUGAGAAGCCAGAUAGCUCAUUCGUGUCAAGUGUUGAUGUGAGAAGCCAGAUAGCUCAUUCGUGUCAAGUGUUGAUGUGAGAAGCCAGCCAGCUCAUUCGUGUCAAGUGUUAAUGUGAGAAGCCAGAUAGCUCAUUCGUGUUAAGUGUUGAUGUGAGAAGCCAGCCAGCUCAUUCGUGUCAAGUGUUGAUGUGAGAAGCCAGCCAGCUCAUUCGUGUCAAGUGUUGAUGUGAGAAGCCAGCCAGCUCAUUCGUGUCAAGUGUUGAUGUGAGAAGCCAGCCAGCUCAUUCGUGUCAAGUGUUGCUGCAGGAAGUCAGCACAUCCGUGCCACGUGCAUCUCGGUGGAGGUGCGUAUUUGAUUCAUCAACAAACGAGGUGGUGUUGCAAGAAUUCAGAGAUGAUGGCGGCCCGUCUGGUGACUGCGCUGAAAGCUAUCACCGUAGAACCUGUCAUGCUCGUAGACGGAGCGUGCAAAGAAGCCAUGCUCCUCUUCACUGAAAACGUUCAACUGAACAAGAUAUGUUCAGUGAAUUUAGGGUUCUCACCAGAGGUGUGUGCUAACUUGUCAGCUCAUCCAGAGGAGAGUGUGAGAGUCCAGAGAGAGUUCUCUAUCUUCACCUUCUACAACAGUAUCAUCAUAUCAGUACUACCUCUCAUCUACGUGCUCUUCAUGGGCGCCUGGAGUGACAAAUACGGACGAAAGAUUCCCAUACUAGUAACGGUGGUGGGUCACGUGAUGUUUGCUGGGGGUUACCUGCUGUCCAACUGGCAAACCAGCUGGCCUGUAGAAGUGAUCUACUUUGUGACCUUUUUGGAAGCUCUGGGAGGCACCAACGCAGGCAUCCUCUCCUCUACAGUCAGCUACAUCAGCGACAUCAGCAAGGAAGCUCAGCGAACCUCUCGCAUCAGUACGGCCAACUCGAUGUGGUUCUUAGGCGGUCCCCUGGGUACGCUAGUUGGUGCAUUAGUCAUUAAGUACAGUGAUUAUAAUAUGGCUUUAGGGCUCGUGUUGCUCGCAUACUUUCUCACAGGUAUUUAUAUCGUCGUCUUCAUAAAGGAAAGUCACGGACCCUUCGCCAAGAAAAAGCUACAAGCAAAGGGAUCCAUCACAGAUGACUCCAACUUCACGAAAAGGGAUGUGAAAAUUACCACCAUGGUGGUGGAUUUCUUCAACUGGAGGCGCGUAGUGGAGUCCUUCAAGACAGCGUUCAGGAGACGCGAGGGCAACGCGAGGGCUAUUCUCUUGGCUGUAAUGACUGCUAACAUGAUACGACGCAUGGCUAGAGGGUUCUUCAUGUACCUGUUCGUGCGUCGCGCCCUACAAUGGGACGCCACUGACUACGGCUACUGGAUCACUUAUCGUAACUUAAUGGCUGCCCUUGGCUCGCUGUUCCUGGUGCCGUUCCUAACAAAGUUACUGUCUUUCACGGACGCUUCACUGGUGGUGAUAGCGACAGUGUCUAUGAUAGGGGAGUACGUGUGUUAUGGUCUGGUAAGUGGACCAGCACAAACAUUCCUCAUGUGGCUGGGACCUCCUGCAGGUCUCAUCUCCAACGCUAUAGUCAUCUCCCUCAAGUCGAUGUCAACCAAACUCGUCAAAAGCGAAGAGAAAGGUCGUAUCAACGCGGUGAUGGCGGCACUCAACGGGUUGAUGCCGAUGAUGGGUUACGCUGUCUACUCUCCCCUCUACUACAACACCGUUGAUACCUUCCCAGCUGCUCAGUUCUUCUUUGCUGCCUCUCUCAACGUUAUCAUUAUGAUCACCUUCAUUCUGGUGGAAGCGCUGCGUCACUCGUCGUCACACAACGCUGAGGAUGUGGAACUGGAAGCCAAGAACAAUGACACAUUCAUCCAGAAGGUCUUCAAGAAGCGCCUAUCCAUCACUCUCAAAUCUGUUGACGUAACUCUCAGCGGUUCAGGAGGCCAGAAAUCCCAGGAGCCGUCCACAGCUCACCAACUGCCGAUAACCAAAGAACAAUCGGCAAACACAACACUUGACUCCAGUAGAGAGAACACUGUCUCAGCUGUAGUUUCAGAUGACAACAGUCAGCUGACUUUGAAAAGCAAGAGGCUUGGGAGCACAGAGGACCAGACGAAAGGAACUUUGGACUUACCAGAAAGAGAGAACGCUACAUGCUACGCCAGCGGGUUGAGUGAUGCGGAGAUCACUGCGUCAGAGAGGACGCAGAGAGAGGUUUCCUAAGGCAGCACUCAGCACAACAGAAAAUAACACCUCUCCCAGGGAGAGACGUAUGAUCAAGUCUCCUUACACCAGCUGCCACCGUUCACCCAGCAUUAACUAGGCAGCUGGGUGUUAGUGGGCUGUUGUGGGUGACAUUCUGAGCAGGGAAGUACACAAGAGUCUCCGAACACCUGUUCGAGAUCAACCUUUGUGAAAAUAAGUGUUAUUCCUCUAUAUAAAAAUAGCCCUCAAUUAUUUUCUUUAUUACAUACGUCAAAGUCGAAGGAUCACUGUGUCGCAUUAAGAAUCCCAGCCAUCUUUUGACAACUCCGUUAUACUUGGUAAUUUUAGAAUUAACAGUAGAAUGGUUCUUGAUCCAAAGAACUGGACGUACACUGUCUUCUCUAGGAUCGAUUCUGAUAGCCUACCAUCACCCCUACAAGCUUAGGGCUCCCCACAUGAUUGUAACAACAACAACAACAACAACAACAACAACAACAACAACAACAACAAUAAUAAUAAUAAUAAUAAUAAUAAUAAUAAUAAUAACAAUAAUAAUAUUUACAGAAAAUGAAGAUGAUCGAAUUCGGUUAGAAUUUUUACCAACAAGAAUUAAAUGUUUGGCCAUUUCCUGAACCUUUUGAAACAAAUAAAAGAAAUACACUAAUUCAAUCUUCAAAAUGCACUUAAAUGUUAGGAAAUUAGCUGACAUUUAUCCCAGAUACUUUGAAAAGUCUCUUACUAAGCAGAGCAUUAUGGGUAGACUGAACUAAAAUUUAAAACUUCUUGACAUUGUAGAGAUGAAGUUACAUUAUUUGAAGGCUUCGUUUAAUGUAAUGUGUGGAGUUAAUAUUAUGAAAUGUAAUAAUUAUGUUAAGUAAUAAAACUCUACGUGUUAAAACAUCAUUGUUAAUGUGAUGAGAUGAUACAGAGCCAGAACCAGAGGCCUAGUUUCUCCCUGCGAGCCCCGUGAGGGCAGGGGAUGAGGCUACGCCUGGGGACAGUUGGUCCCGCAAGAUGAGGAGGUACUUGUACCUCCUCCCAUGAGAAACAUAGGUCCCAAGACACUCCCAAGACAGGGAGCCAAGGCCGGGUCACCAUCUGGAAAAGUCCCGGACCGGGACAGUACCGGUGAAUCAAGAACCACAAUAUAAGACAGGCAUACAACACUAUAUUGAAAUUUUGGUUAUAAUAAUUACUGAAGGGACAGGGGUACAAAAAUAGUGGUAACAAUAACUAUACGAGUGUAUUAACACUCGAACAUUAGUUCGUUUUAAUCUGGAUAAGAUUAUUAUUACAUUUUAAACAUCUGAUAUUUAUUUCCCAUCAUAUAUUCAACAUCAUAUCUAGAAAAUGAUGGUUAAUAAGAAAAUUUGAAGCAGUUGGCAGGUUGAUUAUUUUUUUAAAUUUUCUGGAAGAUAGUUUCCUAUUUUUGGGUCUUAAAUUUUCAUGGCUUUUCUAAUCAGACGGAAUUGAAUUCCUGGAAUAUCACAGUAUUUUUUGUUAUAUUGUGUCUAUAUAUAUUCUGUUGCAGCUCUUCAAGAAGAGCUUAAGGUCUGGACUAAUGUUUAUAUUGUGAAUUCUGUAUGUAUAUUAUGUACAUUAGUUAAUAUGGAUGAUUUGUAUGUUCUGUUUAUUUAAACUUCUGAACUGUGAGGAUGUUCGGUGAUAAUUUUGACAGGGAAUUUAUAUUGUGUCAUGAUUGGUUUUGUGUGAUUUGUUGCUGUAGAUGUCUGUGUACAUAUAUGCUAUGUAAGAAUAGAGAGUGAAUAAUGUUAUCUGAGGUACAUAUAUAUGUAUUUUCGAAAGAAUACCCACUGUUUUAGAAUUUUUUUUAGAUAAAUGAUGGACGUGUAAGUUGAAUUCUAAUGUCAUAUUUGUACUUAAAAUUUUUUCAUCAUUGUGGCAUUGUAUGUAUUAUUUCUCUUUAUGUUCAUCUGUACAUUUUUUUUAGCCUUAUUUCCGAACAUUGUGUCACAAAUUUCUGUAC
Messenger RNA from Cherax quadricarinatus, 5013 nucleotides. Its product is annotated as proton-coupled folate transporter. Lineage: Eukaryota; Metazoa; Arthropoda; Malacostraca; Decapoda; Parastacidae. Gene Ontology annotation, molecular function: transmembrane transporter activity. Gene Ontology annotation, biological process: transmembrane transport. Gene Ontology annotation, cellular component: membrane. The record is from RefSeq and is a predicted model, not a curated record.